CGAAGGGAACAGGGAAACGGAGAAGCUGUUGGAGGAGCUCGACAUGUCGCCAGAGGGGGUCUUCAAGAGGCAAAUGAAGCAGCAGGGUAUAGGGUUUUAGAAUGUCUCGCUGGUUGUCACUCCUGCGGCAAAGGCGCCAGUGGGUGCGCGCAUUUUCCAGCGAGAGCAGCGGCAGCAGCAGCGUCUCUAGGCAUGCUCAGGUGCUCCCGGUGUGGCCGGUUGGAACGGAGACGAGAUUCUCACAGAUGAUGUAUGUCGGAGAAGCGGGUAAGAGCAUUGAUUCUUACAAGAGCGAGGACGUCUCGGACUUCUGCGUGAUGCUGCUGUCCAAGCCUGAUAUCUUUCAGGGCCUCAAAGAGUGGGUUCGUGAGGGUAACACCUUCUCAAGCUCCUUGUUGUCCAAAGUCUACUAUCGAUUGGCGAAGAGGAAGUGCUACAAAGAGAUUCUACAGCUGCUGAGGGGUAUCAGGGAGGAAAACAUGGUCCAGACUACACAGACACACUACAUUUGGGAGAUGGCUAUAACUUGUCGGCAGCAAUCUACGUACGCAGCAGAGAUCUUUUACAACGAUAUUAUUCCAGCCCGUUUCAGAUCCGAGGAAGUAACAGCAGCGCUAAUCUUCAGCCUCGCAAAGAGAAACGCGCUCGCCAAGUCCGAGAAGUGGAUCGAACAGAUGACUGUGCUGUCUACAGAUCUCCUUAACAUGCUCAUGGCGUUGUAUUUGGACCGGGACAAGCACGACAAGGUUCUGGAAACGUACGAAAGAAUGUCCAAGCUGGGGCUGGAGCCGAGUAUCAACACUUACUUGAUGCUGCUCACUUACAAGGACAAGGCCGGUGGUGGCCUGGAAGGAAUCGAGAGAGAAGCAGAGGAAGCUGUAAAAAAGAUCGAUCUCGAUGCAGCGCUGAGAAAAACUCUGCAGGAGACAAUGGAAGUUUGCGGCUAUCUCGGGAAAGCAGCCAGUGUGGAAGAUAUCUGGAGCAGGCUGAAGAGCUUGAGCGGCACACAGGCUUGCGAUCAGUCGAGCUACCUCAGCGCCAUGGCAGCCUUCGGGCGUGUCAAGAACGUAGAAAGAGCCGAGCAGGUCUUCGAGGAGCUGCUCACGCAGGAUUUGAGCAAAAGUCUAGCGAAUCCACACGCUGUCAUGGUCGAAGUUUACGUGAGCAACGGGCUCAUGGCCAAAGCGGAGCACGUCCUGAGGCACAGGUUGAACGAGGCGGUGUUUUCUCCAUACAACAGCCUGGUGAGAGGUUACAUUGCGAGCGGCGACACCGAGUUGGCGCUGGCGAGGCUCAAAGAAGGCGUCGCGGCGAUCCCCGCGAGACACAUCCGUCCGGCUUACAAGACGAUGAUGGCGCUGCUGCCCGUGUUUGCUGCUCGGAGGGACAUCGAUGGCGCCGAGAGGAUCAUGUUCCACUACCGUUUCAUCGGCGACGCCACCGUCUACAACGAGCUGCUCAAGGUGUACGUGGCUUGCAACGUGUUUCCGCUCGACUUCCGCAACAGGAUGAAAGGGAGCGACGUCGAAGGCGACGAGACGACGGAGGAGCUGUUUGAGAUGCUCGACUCUUCCCCGUCCGCGGUUGUCAAAGAGCAGAGGAGAAGGCUCUACUCGGCGAACUGCAAGCAGAAGAUACCAUGGUAAACUUCAUACUCUCAGAAUGGAAGAAAUUCGUUUCUUCACCUGAAAAGAUACCAUGGUAAACUCAGAAUGGAAGAACCAACUUGUCUCACCUGGACACGACGAGGUUCUCUGAAGUUUCUAGUGCGACCAGUGUCAAGAAUAAUGUUACAAGAGCGUUGCUUCCGCGGCUUUCAUCGUC
Messenger RNA from Selaginella moellendorffii, 1824 nucleotides. Its product is annotated as pentatricopeptide repeat-containing protein At1g15480, mitochondrial-like. Gene Ontology annotation, cellular component: mitochondrion. The transcript is spliced from 4 exons. Gene Ontology annotation, molecular function: protein binding. The record is from RefSeq and is a predicted model, not a curated record. The coding region runs from base 102 to 1646 and encodes 514 amino acids. NCBI's taxonomy places the organism in Eukaryota, Viridiplantae, Streptophyta, Lycopodiopsida, Selaginellales, Selaginellaceae.